Knipowitschia caucasica is the source of this 510-nucleotide messenger RNA. NCBI's taxonomy places the organism in Eukaryota, Metazoa, Chordata, Actinopteri, Gobiiformes, Gobiidae. The record is from the annotation of a GenBank genome assembly.
AUGGAAGGUCCGGAAGUGGGAGACGUUGGUCCCAAAGACAACGACAUUAGAAAGAUCCUGUCACAGCUGAACCAGGAGCUGCAGGAGAUGGAAGAGAUGUUUGAGGACAACAUCAUUUACAGACAGAGGGACCUUCAACCACCCACCUGGUCCAGCAGCGAGGUCCAGACACAGGCCUGGUCCAGCAGCGAAGUCCAGACACAGACUCAGGCCUGGUCCAGCAGCGAGGUCCAGACUCAGGCCUUGUCCACCUGCGAGGUCCAGACGCAGACUCAGGCCUGGUCCACCAGCGAGGUCCAGACAGAGACUCAGGCCUGGUCCAGCAGUGAGGUCCAGACACAGGCCUGGUCAAGCAGCGACGUCCAGACUCAGGCCUGGUCCAGCAGCGAGGUCCAGACUCAGGCCUUGUCCAGCUGCGAGGCCCAAACACAGACUCAGGCCUGGUCCACCUGCGAGGCCCAGACACAGACUCAGGCCUGGUCCACCUGCGAGGCCCAGACACAGACUUAG